AUGUCUCCCUCCAGAGGACCGGCAAAGGAUCUUACCUCGCCUUCUAUCGACGCUUCCACGUCUGAGUCGAGCAUAGAUACCAAAGCCAACGUCCGCUCCUCCUCCGCCCUCAGAUCCGCAAAACAAAACCUCCACUUCCUCUUCUCUCCCAACUCACCUAAUGCGCCGCGGCCUGCACACCUCCGAACACGCGCACUCUUACGCUCUCUCCGAUUCAUUGGCAUAUUCGUAUUCUGGCGCAUCGUUCGAUACGCAAAAUACGCCUUAAUUGGCUCGAUCGCGGCAGCAGCUGGGGCCACGGCAUUUGGAGGUGCAGUGAGCGGUCUUACCUUCCUACUUGCGCCUCCCACGUUGGCAACCAGCGUUGGUGUAGGGUUGAUUUGGGCGAUGGGUAAAUGGGGAUUUCGGAAGAUGAGGGUGAGUAAGAUGGCUGCGGUGGAGGUGAAGGAUAGUCAACAAAAUGUGGUGAAAGAUGGCCGGUGGAGGGAUGUCCAAGGUCCGAGAGCUGUGCCAUGGUAG
Messenger RNA from Venustampulla echinocandica, 519 nucleotides. RefSeq lists its product as uncharacterized. The transcript has a single exon. The record is from RefSeq and is a predicted model, not a curated record. Bases 1 to 519 code for a protein of 172 amino acids. NCBI's taxonomy places the organism in Eukaryota, Fungi, Ascomycota, Leotiomycetes, Helotiales, Pleuroascaceae.